Molecule: messenger RNA, 3400 nt
Organism: Heterotrigona itama
Lineage: Eukaryota; Metazoa; Arthropoda; Insecta; Hymenoptera; Apidae
Source: the annotation of a GenBank genome assembly
CUAGCAAGUGUUUCCCCGAACAUGGCGGACGGUGCUUAUUCGAAUUUUCAAGGGACACAAUGAAAGUGCACCGAGUUCGCGGCUGUGAUGUCCUUGACUAAGGGCGUGUGGUGAUCUUGAGGGUGGUCGACGUAAACACCCGGGCGCCGCUGUGAUCGUAUCGGUUGCAUGCGUGCCGGCGUGUCGCCAUCCUGACUUCACGGAAUAGGGUUUUGCCGCGCCGCGAUUGUGUGUCUGAGAGCGACCGACCGUGGCGGGGCCCCCAUGGUUGUAAAUGGCUGACGGGAAUCGGAAAAUGAGGUCCGAACGUCGCGCGUGAUUCGACGGCUAAGACGCUGAGGUACUCGCGAUACUUUUUUCAUUCUUGUAACGUACUUAUCGCCGCUUGUAAUGGAAACGUACAUAAAUGAAUGAUUUGGCGGACGACCAUCUAUUUUGCACAUUUGCGUGGACCAAGCAAUUAUGUACACAGGGUAGAAAAUGUCAGAGCCAGAAGAAAGUCUGGCAGCGCCGGAUAGCACUACGAGGGAACAGAAAUUAGGUUUCUCUCAUGGGGAUGAUGUUCUUCUACAACACAAAGAUGGAAAAUAUUAUCUUGGAACAGUUGUUGAGGUGGAUUUGGCAAGGGAGAAAUGCCUUGUCAAAUUUAUGGACAACACCUCCUCAUGGUCCUCUGUUAAGGAGCUGACAAAGCUUUCAAUGCCAGAUUCUGAUGUUAUGUGCGUACUUUGUAAAAAAUCUCAGCCCAAGACUGAUAAUGACAUUAUUGUUUGUGACAAAUGUGGUCGUGGUUAUCAUCAGCUUUGUCACCAGCCUCAAAUUUUAAAAGAAGAAACUUCAGCCGAGGCACAUUGGAUGUGUAAAAGAUGUGUAGAUAGUCAACCACGAACACGUGAAGUUGUAGAACCAAAAACUUCUAUGGUAAAGGCAAGUAUCAGAAAAGUUUGCAGUGGUAGGGACCAACCUCAGCCGCCACCAGAUGAUAUGACAAAGUUGCCGUACGAUCCUAAUAUGUUAAAUUGGGAUGCACAUCAUAGAGUAAAUGCAGAACAAAUUUAUUGCUAUUGUGGACUAAAUGGUGAAUGGUAUACACAAAUGUUACAAUGUGCUCGUUGCAAGCAAUGGUUUCAUGAAAAAUGUGUCAGUUGCUUGGCUUAUCCUUUAUACAGUGGAGAUAGGUUUUAUGUAUUUGUUUGUUCAAUGUGCAAUUAUGGCAAGGAAUUCGUACGGCGACUGGAAUUGAAAUGGGUAGAUCUGGUGCACCUGAUGUUGUACAAUUUAACUGUUUACAAUGCUAAAAAGUAUUAUGAUUUGGACACUGUUAUUGUACCUUAUGCCAAUGAUAACUGGAAUACUUUGCAGCUUCCUCCACGGAUCAGGGAUGUCAGUGCUCAAAUACGCAGAGAAUCUAUACUAGCAAUAUUAACACAUAAUAGGAACAGAUUCAAAUGCGGCCGAGAAAUAAAGAAACGUACUACGAUAUGGGGUCUUAGAGUUAGAUUACCACCACCAUGUCCUAUUGUUAAUCUUCCAGCAACUGGUGUAAUAGAUGAUUCUGUAUUACGUAGAUGCUGGGGUGCUAAUAAAAGACUGCAAUAUCUUCCUCCACCUACAGGACCGAUAUCUUUACCAGAAAGUACAAAACAAUUAACUGCGCUAAAGCAAAGUACAGCAGAAAAUUUAGAAAUUCCAGUGAAUCCAUCGGAUGUAGUAAUGCGUGGAACAAUUUAUCAUCAAAAUUCAGAAGCAGAACAAAGUUCAUGCCCAAGUCCACUGAAUCAAUCUACACAAUCCCUGAGAGAAAGAUAUAUCGGAGGUGGCUUUGUAAAAAAAUCAUUCCCAUUUCCCAAACUCAGUUUGCAAAGAAGAAGACGUUUAAUGGCAUUAGGAAGUUCUCGUGAAAGAAUGUUACGUAAACACAAAAAAAGAGAAAAAGGUGAUAGCGCUUUAAGCAAGGCUCAGGGUGUUCGAGAAGCUAGAUACAGGAAAGCAAGAAAGUUAUUGAAGAAUGCUAUAGCAAAGAGUAAAUCUCGCAAUUCGGAAACGUCUGAUCUACCACCGACGCCUCCAACUUCAGUAUCUGGCCCACCUACACCACCAGCUACAACUUCGGGUAUAUCUGAAUUAUCUGUGCCUAGUUCUGUGGAAUUGAUGCAUCCUUUACCACCAUCUACGCCUGCGGAUACGAGUGGAGAUGAAACCAGCUCAAGAGGAACCUUGGACUCCUUUAUUCCACCACCAAAAGAUUUUGAAGGCAAGAAUAAUCCUUUCAGAAAUCUUAGUGAUUUAUUGGGUACAACUGGUAAUCUCAAUCAAACAAACCCAAGUACCCAAUCACCGUACAAUCAAUGUCCAAUUACAUUACCUCUACCGCUUACUCCUGUUAUAUCUCAACCGCCGGUAGUACGGCCAGCUAAAAGACAAUUAUCGGAAAAAGACAUUAUUAUAGACAGAAACGGGCAAGUAAAACGUAGACGUCAACAUCGGAGAGGACGUCCAUCGCAACAGCAAAUACAACAACAAUAUCAACAUACUGCCAGUAAGACGGCAACCAUCUUACCGGCACGUAACAACGAAGUUAAAAGUGAGUUUGCAAAGAAUUUAAGAAGUUCGUUUAACGGUGCCUCAAGCAGUGCUAGUAGUCAAAUUGGAAAUUGUGUCGAUUAUGCCUUAAACGGGAGAAGACUAAGACAACGUCAAAGCAAUGACAAAUUACCGCCCCCAGAUCCGCAACCGCAAAAGAAAGGUAGUGUACCUUCAUCUCCAAAGUGUUCACCUGUUAAACAAAGUACUCCCGACAUAUCUCUGGAUGAUUUAAAGUCAUCGGUGAACAUAUAUUUUGGAGCAGCUAAUAGGAUCGCUGCUGGUGAAAAGUUUGUCAUCAGAGCAAAGAGGAUAGGACCAAACGGUCAAACUCAAUACCUAAUCGAGUGGGAGGGACUUAACACUUAACAAUAAAUAAUUUGUUUAUGAUUAUAAAUGCAUUGCAGUCGUAUAGAAUUUUUGUUAACAUUGAGCAAGAGCAGUGUUAACCUUUUGCGAACGCGUAUCUACGGAUAGCAGCACAGGUAUUUUUACCGUUUAGGAUACGUAUCUACGGACAGCAGCACAAGCAUCUUUACCGUUCAGGACGCGUGUUUACGGAGAGCAGCCCGAUAUCAUUUUUACCGUUUCUACUACACACUACUAUUGACAUGACCACGAAUUUUGAACUCUCGUUUUAUCUUUUGUACUCUUUGUAAAUUUUAUGAGUUUGAUUUCUUCUCAUUGCGUGCAUUCGUACACGAUUUAGGCUGUUCUACAUGAUAUAUUUAUAUAUUGUUAUUUAUGAAAGUUACUCUACUAUGGCUCUAUAAUGUCUAAAAGAAGCAUGAAGGAUAUUACAUUAUCAGCAGUGAUG